AUGUUUCAUUCUCAGGGUUCUUCGAAACAAAUUUGUAGUCUUCUUGCAGUCACUUGUGGGAAAGUCUCCGAAUCCAAACGCAAAAAGGAUGUGCCAGAGAAUCGGUCGCUGUAUCCUUUCCCGGAGUUGAUAGGGAGGGGAUACGACAUCUCAACGGAUCUACAGCUCAAGUACUACAAAGGAGGAGACUCCUUUGAUUCGCGUUUGAUUGAGAUUGAUGAAGACGAUGGCCGCGAAAUCGUUUUGCCCGGUGGAAUUAUAAUCUCGAAUGUUUCUAAAUCCAUCAAAUGCGAUAAAGGCGAGCGAACGCCGUUUAGGUCCGAUGUUCUCUCUUUCCAACAGAUGUCAGAGCAGUUCAACCAGGAAAUUUAUUUGACUGGAAAAAUUCCUUCGGGCCUCUUCAAUGCAAUGUUUGAUUUCUCAGGUUGUUGGCAGAAAGAUGCAGCCAACAAUAAGACCCUUGCUUUUGAUGGGGUGUUCAUCACGCUAUACACUGUUGCAUUGAAAAGUCUCAGAUGGUACUACGUGAGGAAAAGACAAAGAAAGGAGGACAGUUACUUCCAAACAAACAAUUGCAGAAACCAGUCUUUCAUUGAUGAUUUCCAACUGAAAAGAAACAUGGGCAAGUUUUAUGGUCCUGAGAUAUAGGAGCAUCCACGAUUCUCUGGGUUAUCUGCCAAGAAAAAACAAGACACCCACGAUUCUCAAUGCAUUAUUUAAAGAAUGUAGCCUCUACCCAGUUAGCAUUAUACCCCAAUAGAAAAUGUAAAGACAAAGUUAUAUAAUAAAUCUCAUUGGUACACUUUUCCUUU
Messenger RNA from Morus notabilis, 812 nucleotides. Its product is annotated as MACPF domain-containing protein At4g24290. Gene Ontology annotation, cellular component: plasma membrane. NCBI's taxonomy places the organism in Eukaryota, Viridiplantae, Streptophyta, Magnoliopsida, Rosales, Moraceae. Bases 1 to 648 code for a protein of 215 amino acids. The record is from RefSeq and is a predicted model, not a curated record. Gene Ontology annotation, biological process: plant-type hypersensitive response; regulation of salicylic acid mediated signaling pathway. The transcript has 2 exons.